This is a messenger RNA of Microthlaspi erraticum, 660 nucleotides long. NCBI's taxonomy places the organism in Eukaryota, Viridiplantae, Streptophyta, Magnoliopsida, Brassicales, Brassicaceae. The record is from the annotation of a GenBank genome assembly.
AUGGCGGAUGAGGUGAUUCUUCUAGAUUUCUGGCCGAGCCCUUUCGGUGUGAGAGCGAGGAUCGCGCUGAGAGAGAAAGGAAUCGAGUUUGAGUACAGAGAAGAGAAUCUGAGAGACAAGAGCCCUUUGCUUCUAGAGAUGAAUCCGGUUCACAAGAAGAUUCCGGUUCUGAUCCAUAACGGUAAACCGGUUUGCGAAUCCAUGAACGUCGUCCAAUACAUCGAUGAGGUAUGGUCCGACAAAAACCCCAUCUUACUACCUUCUGAUCCUUACCAAAGAGCUCAUGCCAGAUUCUUGGUCGAUUUCAUCGACACCAAGUUGUAUGAGCCAGCGGAUAAGAUAUGGCAAACGAAGGGGGAGGUACAAGAAACAGCCAAGAAAGAGUAUAUUGAAGCACUCAAGUUUCUUGAAAGUGAGCUUGGAGAUAAACCUUACUUUGGUGGAGAUAACUUUGGAUUCGUAGAUAUUGCCAUAACUGGAUAUUACAUCUGGUUCGAAGCAUCUGAGAAAUUGGGUAACUUCAGCAUCGAGCCAGAGUGUCUGACACUGAUGGCUUCAGCUAAAAGGUGUUUGCAGAGAGAAAGCGUGGUUAAGUCACUCCCUGAUCCUGAGAAGAUUGUUGAGUUCGCGUUUAAGAUUAGGAAGAUAUAUUGUGUCUAA